UCAUAUAUUGUCGGACUGGAAAAACAGGAAGCACUACAACAUCGGCUUUGUUAUAUAAUCUGGAACAUGGUUAUAAUAUGACAGCGAAGGAAUUGAAGAUAAACAAGGGCUCUAUCACUUCAAGACUAUUAAGCACGUACAAUAAGGAAGAGAUAGACCAUCGUGUAUCGUCCUAUUACAGCAUUGUCGUUACGAGGAACCCAAUAGAAAGGCUUGCAUCGGCGUGGAUAAGCAGAUUUCUGUAUAAUCACCACCUUCGAUACAACGAUCGAUACGGAAGCAUGCUUCAAACUGUCUCUAACACUUCCAACACAGAGAAUAUAAAGGACAAGAAUAAUCAACAAGUACCGUUUUUGGCAUUCAUAAGAGCAGCAACUGAUAACAGAAAAGAAUGGCAGAAUAGACACUGGAUUCCUGUUUCAGAUGCUUGCACCCCUUGUAAGAUUCACUAUGACUACAUAGCACACACAGAGACGCUAGCUGAUGACCUGCGUCUCUUUCUCCGGAAAGUGGGAGUCACAAAUCGGGAUGACAUACUGCCACAGACAAAAAAAAGAGGAGCAGAGAAAAAACUUCGGAACCUCUUCGCAUUAAUUCCAUUAGAAGAUUUGAGAAGAGUUGCAAGAAAGUUUAAAGCUGACUUUGAGAUGUUCGGAUAUUCCUAUGAAGAAGAAGUAUUAAAGUUAUCGCAGCCUUAGUUGUUUACAGAGAGCUCGCUAUAUCUUGAUAAUAUACAACACAUUGUCAAAGAUUAUUGUCAAAACAUAUUUUUCGCUUUAGCUCUCUGAAAUCAUUACUUAUUUGUAUUUUAGGAUGUUUUAUUAGAUAACUCGUAUUACAUGUAUAACUCGUUGUUUUAUGGGGCAUAUUUUUGGCCAAUAAAUAUUUCACUGCUUAGUAGUUAUAUAGAAAAUAUGGAAAUACCCCCUUAAAUUUGAUUACUGUUCAAUUUACAUUUGUGACAAAGUAAUAAGGGAUAAAGAUUUACAUUAUGUACGUUGAGAGCAAAUGUGUGUUGUUGUUGGCAUCCGUCUGCAUCCGUCUUUUUGAUCAAAACUUCUUGUUGCCAUGGUAACGGGCAAAUUAAGUUUAAUGGCCAUUUUGCCAAAGUUUUGGAUCUAAAAACAGGGAAAUCAGUCUAUUUCACGGCAUUGUCUUCCCAACACCUUUAAACCUAUCGUUAAAACAAAACCAGAUCUAAAUAGACCAACAUUUUGUCUUUGUUGAAAUUUUCAACAUUUUUGCUCUUGGGCAGCCUAAAAACAAUGCGAUGUUUCAAGCUUAAAAAAAUUGAAUUUUUUGGGCAAAUUUUGAAACGCUGUAAGUGCCACUCUGCUAAUUUUUUUUAGCUUGAAAUUUGUACCGCAUAUAGAUAAUUUGAUUAUCUAUUAAUUGCAUUAUUGCGAAAUUUGUGGUCUUGUGUAGUUGUCAUGUGGUUGUCCCUGAAAUUAAUUCAGUUUUGUUGUUUUUGCGAAAAUUGUGAACUUUAGCCAUGUUCAAAGUACUCUACGCGACGAAGUAAAAUAGGAUUCUGCUUCAACUUCUAGUCAAAGUUAGAUCCUUCAGACAUUUGCUCUUAAGAAUUAAUAAACAUUAUUAUUAGGAAAACAUUAUUUCAUUUGCAGCAC
This is a messenger RNA of Branchiostoma floridae (Florida lancelet), 1628 nucleotides long. Its product is annotated as carbohydrate sulfotransferase 11-like. NCBI's taxonomy places the organism in Eukaryota, Metazoa, Chordata, Leptocardii, Amphioxiformes, Branchiostomatidae. The coding region runs from base 78 to 698 and encodes 206 amino acids. The transcript has 4 exons. Gene Ontology annotation, cellular component: membrane. Gene Ontology annotation, molecular function: sulfotransferase activity. Gene Ontology annotation, biological process: carbohydrate biosynthetic process. The record is from RefSeq and is a predicted model, not a curated record.